Spea bombifrons (plains spadefoot toad) is the source of this 1645-nucleotide messenger RNA. RefSeq names its product CD81 molecule (gene CD81). Bases 78 to 773 code for a protein of 231 amino acids. Gene Ontology annotation, cellular component: membrane. The record is from RefSeq and is a predicted model, not a curated record. NCBI's taxonomy places the organism in Eukaryota, Metazoa, Chordata, Amphibia, Anura, Pelobatidae. The transcript has 8 exons.
GUCUGGGAGGAGAGCCGGGGGCAGUCACUCAGCUCUGAUCCGCUGUGCAGGGUGGAUAACGGGACGGAUCUGUCGCCAUGGGGGUCGAAGGAUGCACCAAAUGCAUUAAAUACAUGCUCUUUGUCUUCAACUUCAUAUUCUGGCUGGCCGGAGGAGUGAUACUUGGUGUUGCUUUGUGGCUUCGACAUGAACCCAAAACGUCUAACCUCUUGAUCCAGCAGAUUGGGGAUAAGCAGGCACCUGGGACCUUCUACAUAGGUAUCUAUAUCGUGAUAGCGGUUGGAGCCGUGAUGAUGUUCGUGGGGUUCCUGGGGUGUUACGGGGCCAUUCAGGAAUCUCAGUGUCUCCUGGGAACGUUCUUUGCCUGUCUGGUUAUCCUGUUUGCCUGUGAAGUGGCUGCUGGUAUUUGGGGAUUUGCAAACAGCGAACAGGUGUCCAAAGAGAUAAAACAGUUUUAUGAUGAAGCACAUCAGCAGACAAUAUCUGGGAACAAGGAGGCAAGGGACAAAGCCCUUCCUGUACUCAAGGUUUUCCAUGAGACGCUGCAGUGCUGUGCAGGGAAAGAUAUCAAGCAGUAUCUAGCGGCUAUAACUAUGUGUCAAGACAUAAAUGAUAUUUUUGCAAAGGACUGUCACUCAAAGAUCGAUGAACUAUUCUCCACUAAGCUCUAUUUGGUGGGCAUUGCUGCUGUUGUGGUAGCUGUUAUCAUGAUCAUCGAGAUGAUAUUCAGUAUGGUUCUGUGCUGUGGGAUACGGAUUUACUCUGUGUACUGAAGAGCCAAGCUGUCUCCUCUGUAAAUAACCCAAUGUCUCUUCCCCUCUCCCCCGUCUAUUUCUCUUAUUAACGUUCUGUAACUGCCGUCUUAGAAUGUCUGCCGAGGUUGUGGGAUCCCUGCAGAAAGACUCAUAUUCUGAUUCUUGGCGGCUGGGAUGGUCUGUUCCUUUUCACAUACCCUGGCAACGAGAACACGGCCGCAAGGCACUCAGGAGUUACGAUCCUGUGAAUGUAACCCCUCAUCCUAGAGCUGUAAUACAUCAUGUUUGCGAUGAACCGUGUCAUUGCCAUGUUAUGAUGCGUACAUUUUCACUCACCAUUUGCAGAAUGGAUCUCCCCACUAAUCUCUGAGAAUGACAUAAACUACUGUUGUACAAUUUGUUACAUCUGGAGUAUGUUUACCUCCCUCUCUUUUCUCUCAAUGAUUUUUCCUUGACAAGUGAACGCAUGGUGAACAGUUUAAGUAUCUUUCCACUAAUCUUUGAGAAUAAUAAAAUAUGUUGUUAUACAAUUUGUAACAUCAGUAGCACCCAAGGAGUUCUUCUGUAGUCACACAUGUUGUUACCAUGGGGUAUGCUGAUCUCUCUCCCCUUUGUGUCCUUCAUUGGGGAACAUCAAUGAUCUUUUCCUGUUAGUGCAGCAGGCUACUCUUGAGUGCUCUUUUUGCUGUCAAGAAUUAUCUUUGCAUCUAUGUAAAUGAUGUUGUUUUAGUGUUGUUAGGGAGGUCCAAGCCCGUUUACCCAGCGUCUAGCCCCUUUCCCUGCACGAUCAGUCCCUACCUACACGGCACACACCAUCAUCACAUAGAAAACUAAAUAUAUACAGAUAAAGAUUGCCAUUAAAAACCUUUUGAUGGGGCAUUUUUCUUCAA